AUGUCGCAUGCAACUCGCGGAGGCCUUCCUCUGAGGUAUGAGCACCGGCCUAAUGGAAACGUAAGCCCGUCAUCAUAUGACGGCAGUUCUAUUGGUGCCACCUCCUCCUCCUCUACUACUACACCAAAGUAUAGUGAUUCUGGCAAGGCUGUAGGGGGGAACUCAUCAUCUGAUCAUCAGGCGGAGGUCGUUAGGCAACUACUGGAGUUCAUGAGUGCGGCUGAGGCGGGUGACCCUACAGCCACUUCACUAUUUGCUGGUCUGAAUGCUCAUCAACGUUUAUUCAAUGCGGCUGCUGAGUGCGAUGACUUGAUGGAGGGGAAGGGGCAAUCUGGGAUGUGGUUGGAGGAUGGUUAUCCACUCUCGAUGUGUGUACAAGGAGAUGAGUAUUACUUUCAGUUGUCAGAGGAUGAUCUACGCAAGGUGUUUGGAAGAUAUGGUGAAGUCCGGCUCAUUGAGGUUACUGGUCCCGGUAGAGAUGUUGCUCAUGUCUAUUAUGAACAGUUGGCUGAUGCACAGAAUGCUAUACAGGACCUCAACGAUAAGGUAGGGGCCUUUGAGGUGAUGCCACCGCCGCAGUCGGUGGGGCCGGCAGCAGCAGCAGCAGCAGCGACUGAGGGGCCUGUAAGGAAGUACACGUGUAGGUUUGAUAUAGGCAUUGAUAAUGAUAGGGAGUUCCAGGUUGCUCGAAGGAUCAUAGGGAAUAAAGGAAGUAAUAUGAAGAGGAUAGUCGGAUUGUCUAAUGCCAAGUUACGUUUGAGAGGUCAGGGAUCAGGAUAUCUGGAAGGAGCCAUAAGACAGGAGUCCCCCGAUCCACUUCAUCUUUGUAUAAGUUGUAUUACCAGGGACGGUUACUUGGCCGCUGUGGAGGAGACUAAAACCCUUUUAAGACGGGUAUAUGCUGAGUGGAGGAAUUUCCAAAUUAAUAAAGGAAGAGGAGAUCCUGGCAUGAUGGAAAUUCAGAUGAAGGAACAUUUUCUUACUGCUGCUGGCGAGAGAGAUCUCGAUAUGGAGUAUUCACAGCCGUUCAAGUCGACCCCGAUGAACCAACAUUACCCGACGAUGCCCCAUCCGUCGCAAAACUACUACCCUCCGAGCAUUCCCCAUGCCCCUGUGUCGAGUCGUGGAGGCCCUUAUAAUUAUCCGCGUUGA
Perkinsus marinus ATCC 50983 is the source of this 1152-nucleotide messenger RNA. RefSeq lists its product as hypothetical. The transcript is spliced from 10 exons. NCBI's taxonomy places the organism in Eukaryota, Perkinsozoa, Perkinsida, Perkinsidae. The coding region runs from base 1 to 1152 and encodes 383 amino acids. The record is from RefSeq and is a predicted model, not a curated record. Gene Ontology annotation, molecular function: RNA binding. Gene Ontology annotation, cellular component: nucleus.